AUGUUGGGUCGUACUAGGAUUCCUCUUCGCCUGAGGGCACCGUUAGGCGUCCCUUUUAGGCAGGUAUAUAGGCCAAUAUCUAUUAGCCAUGCGUUGCUUCAGGAACAAAAAAAGCAGGAAGGUCUAAAUACUACUGAUGGUGCUGAAACCCCGAAACGAAAGCCCCUAUCCCGAAUUCCUAUCGGAGCUAUCCCUGAAGGUAACAGUCAAAAGAUUGGUUCCACUGGAACUGUUGAAUUUUCCACUUGGAAAGCUGUGGUGCUUUUUGCAGUUGUCGGAACAGUCGUCACAUUUUUCUUCAAGAAAGAAAAGAAAAGGCUAGAGCUUCAAAAAGAGGCUGAUCAAAAUAGAGGAAUGGGUAAACCCUUGGUAGGUGGUCCAUUUGAUCUAAUAGAUACAAAUGGUGAGCAGUUUACUCAAGAGAAGUUGAAAGACAAAUUCUCUCUAAUUUAUUUCGGAUUUACCCAUUGCCCCGAUAUUUGUCCUGACGAAUUGGACAAGCUGGGCUUAAUGUUAGACGAGCUAAAGAGCAAGUAUAAUAUUCAGAUUCAACCUAUUUUCAUAACAUGUGACCCUGCGCGGGACUCCCCUGCCAUUAUAAAGGAGUAUCUGAAAGAUUUCCAUCCUGACAUCAUUGGGUUGACCGGAACUUAUGACAAGAUCAAGGAGUGUUGCAAGAACUUCAGAGUUUACUUUUCCACCCCCAGAGAUGUCAAAGCUGGACAGGACUAUCUUGUUGACCAUUCCAUAUUCUUCUACUUGAUGGACAAAGAAGGUGAGUUCAUUGAUGUCCUUGGCCGUCAAUAUGAUGCGUCGGGAGCUGUCGAAAAAAUCAAGGGUCACAUCGACGCCUAUGUUCCCAAAGACCAGAGAGAUAAACAAAAGAACAGUUGGUACGGUUUCUUGUUCAAAUAG
Molecule: messenger RNA, 915 nt
Organism: Komagataella phaffii GS115
Lineage: Eukaryota; Fungi; Ascomycota; Pichiomycetes; Pichiales; Pichiaceae
Product: Copper-binding protein of the mitochondrial inner membrane
Exons: 1
Coding region: 1-915 (304 amino acids)
Biological process (GO): intracellular copper ion homeostasis; mitochondrial respiratory chain complex IV assembly
Cellular component (GO): mitochondrial inner membrane
Molecular function (GO): copper chaperone activity; copper ion binding
Source: RefSeq, a predicted model, not a curated record